GAUAAGAGGAGGUAGGAGCGUGGAGGUUUGUUACUACUUGUUACCGUGUGAACCCCUACAUACCCGCUCCUCCACGUCCACGACCCCCGAACCGCCCGUCCCCUACUCCCCUGCAACCGCAGCUGGAGCUCCCCCCACUACUAAAGUCCAACACCGGAAGCUGCCCCCCUCGUGGACUCGAGCCAGGUCUGCUGCAGCCUGCGCGCCGACGCCGGUCGGGAUGCUCACGUUCACGGAGCUGGCGCCGACACCGGCGACGGGCGGCGGCGAGGGGUGUGUCGACGCGCAGCUGUGGCUGGCGUGCGCGGGGUCCAUGUGCACCGUGCCGCCCGUGGGCGCCGUGGUCUACUACUUCCCGCAGGGCCACGCCGAGCAGGCCAACGCGGCCGUGGACCUGUCCGCGGCGCGCGUCCCGGCGUUCGUGCCAUGCCGCGUCGUCGCCGUGCGGUUCAUGGCCGACCCGCAGAGCGACGAGGUCUUCGCCAAGAUACGCCUCGUCCCGCUCCGCCCCGGGGAGGCGCCGGUGGACGUGGGCGAGGCCGCGAGCGAGGGGAUGAGGGGCGGCGCCGGGGACGAGCAGCCGAAGCCGGCGUCGUUCUCCAAGACGCUGACGCAGUCCGACGCGAACAACGGCGGCGGGUUCUCGGUGCCGCGGUUCUGCGCGGAGACCAUCUUCCCGGAGCUGGACUACAGGGCCGAGCCGCCCGUGCAGUACGUCUACGCCAAGGACGUGCACGGCGUGGAGUGGAAAUUCCGGCACAUCUACCGGGGCACCCCGCGCCGGCACCUGCUCACCACGGGGUGGAGCAACUUCGUCAACCAAAAGAAGCUCCUGGCCGGCGACUCCAUCGUGUUCCUGCGCGGCGAGGGCGGCAAGGUCCACGUCGGCCUCCGGCGCGCCAAGCGCGGGUUCUGCGUCGGCGGGGGCGACGAGGGCUCCUCCUCCUUGUCCGGGUGGGACCACUACAGGGGCAUGGUGCGGGGCAAUGCGAGCCCCUCGGGCGGGGGCGCGCAUUCGAACGGCAAGGUGCCGGCGGAGGACGUGGUCUCCGCGGCGAGCCUGGCCGCCGCCGGACAGCCGUUCGAGGUGGUGCACUACCCGCGGGCGAGUUCACCCGAGUUCUGCGUGCGUGCGGCCGUGGUCACGGCGGCCAUGCAUGUGCAGUGGUGCCCGGGCAUACGGUUCAAGAUGGCGUUCGAGACCGAGGACUCGUCGCGGAUCAGCUGGUUCAUGGGCACCAUCGCCGGCGUCCAGGCCGCCGACCCCGUCCGGUGGCCGCAGUCGCCCUGGCGACUCCUUCAGGUGACCUGGGACGAGCCGGAGCUCCUGCAGAACGUGAAGCGCGUGUGCCCGUGGCUGGUCGAGAUGGUGUCGGGCAUGCCCAACCUCCACCUACCGUCCUUCUCGCCGCCGCGCAAGAAGCCGCGGAUCCCGCUGUACACGGAGUUACCCUUCGAGGGCCAGCUCUUCGACCCGGCCUUCCCGCCCAACCCGCCGCCACUGGCGCCCCACCCCUACCCACACCACGACCAGAACCACGGCUUCGUCCCCUUCUUCCCCUUCCCGGACAGCAGAGCUGCUGCAGGCAUACAGGGAGCCAGGCAUGCGCUAUUCGCUCCAUCCUUUUCGGAUCUCCACAUUAACAACCUGCAGCAAAGCCUGCUGUUCUCCGGCAUCCGCCUUCCUGACCACCACGCCCCUCGCCCUCCGAGGAUCAGCACCGGCCUGACAAUUGGCAGCCCGCCCGCUUUCCAAGACGCGCCGUGCUCCCUAUCGACUGGCGCCAAGAAGCCCGACGGCGUCAAGGCGCCGGGGCUAGUGCUCUUCGGACGGGCGAUACUGACGGAGGAGCAGAUCAAAGCUAACGCUUCCGGUGGCCCGACCUCGACGGGAACCACCGGGAACGGCUCGUCCAAGUCCGACUGCGACGCCGAGAAAUUACCCAGUACAUCUGAAGGCUCCGGCUCCGGUGUCAUCCAGGGCAGUCCUACCAAAAACAACUUGUCUUCUUGGAGAUUGCAGUGGUUUGGAGACAAUGGCAGCCAGUCAUCAUCUGAGUUUGGGCUGGAGCCUGGCCAGAGCAAGGUGUUCGUCGAGUCGGAUGCCGUCGGCCGAAACCUUGAUCUCUCGGCGCUGGGCUCGUUCGAGGAGCUGUACACCCGCCUGUCCGACAUGUUUUGCAUUGACAACGCAGAGUUGAGGAGCCAUGUGCUCUACCGCACCGCCGUAGGCGAGGUCAAGCACGUCGGCGAUGAGCCUUUCAGUGCGUUUGUGAAAUCAGCGCGGAGGAUCACAAUACUGACAGAUGCCGGCAGUGACAAUAUAGGGAGCUGAGAAUGAAAUGAUGAGCAGAAUAACUUAGUGGCUAGGGCACUACUCCUACGCAGCAAUAAGCCAAACCACAUGCAUGUACAGCAGAACGAGCUGUGGUUUCUUCUUCGAUCAGGCCUAGAGAGUUUCUGUCAGGAAAUUAAACUGAUGCAGCCUUCAGUGCUUCAGUUAGGUUGUUUUCCCACCCUUUUUAUUUAGUUCAGUUACGUUGUUUUAAUCAUUCAAACAAAAUGUAAUCUUGAUCAUCAAACGCGCAUCUUAAUUUUGAUUC
This is a messenger RNA of Phragmites australis (common reed), 2603 nucleotides long. RefSeq names its product auxin response factor 8-like. Gene Ontology annotation, cellular component: nucleus. NCBI's taxonomy places the organism in Eukaryota, Viridiplantae, Streptophyta, Magnoliopsida, Poales, Poaceae. The transcript has 3 exons. The record is from RefSeq and is a predicted model, not a curated record. The coding region runs from base 221 to 2335 and encodes 704 amino acids. Gene Ontology annotation, molecular function: DNA binding; protein binding. Gene Ontology annotation, biological process: regulation of DNA-templated transcription; response to hormone.